GCCAAUAGACAGAGAGAGAUAAUAUUAGGCUUUUAGCUAUAUGGAAACACGCCCCAACUACUUUCUUCUUCUUCUUCUUCUUCAUUUUAUGAUCGCCAUUGAAGAAGCUCUAGCAUUUCCAAAGGCUUCGAACAAUUCGGUCACGGCUAUUCUAGUGUUUGGAGAUUCCACCGUAGACCCUGGAAAUAAUAAUUUUAUCGCAACUAUUUUCAAGGGAAACUUUCCACCUUAUGGAAAAGAUUUUCCUAAUCACAUCCCAACAGGAAGGUUUAGCAAUGGACGCCUGGCUACUGAUUUUGUUGCUUCUUAUAUUGGUGUAAAAGAGUAUGUGCCUCCAUAUUUGGACCCAACUCUUACUAUUGAAGAGCUUAUGACAGGAGUGAGUUUUGCGUCUGCUGGCAGUGGAUUUGAUCCUCUCACCCCCCAAAUCAGCAACGUGAUUUCCACCGAAACGCAAAUGGAGUAUUUUAAAGAGUACAAGAAAAGGCUGGAGUCUGCAAUUGGAAAGAAAAGAGCAGAAAACCAUAUAAAUAAAGCUUUGUUUAUCAUUAGUUGUGGCACUAAUGACUUUAUUGUUAAUUAUCUAACUAUACCUAUUCGACGAAAGACCUUCACUAUUUCAGCGUACCAGCAGUUCAUCUUGCAUAAAUCUCUGCAAUUCGUACAGGAUUUGGUUGAUGAAGGAGCACGAAGAAUAUCAAUUGCAGAGUUACCUCCAAUGGGUUGUAUACCAGCUGUUAUCACCAUUUUCUCUAAAAAUGCAACAAAUGCAAUUUUAGAACGCAAUUGUAUUGAUUCCUAUUCCUCCAUUGGAAUAAACCUCAAUCAAAUGCUUCGAAAUGAAUUAAAUCUCAUGCAAAAUCGAUUACUAAAUCUCGGCUUAAAGAUCAGUAUCUUGGCUACGUAUGGACCGUUGAAGGACGUGAUCCAAGGGGACGGCAGAUCUGCAUUUGAUGAGGUAAACAUUGGGUGCUGCGGGACGGGUUACCUAGAAGCAGGAAUAUUGUGCAAUCCAGAAUCGUUUGUAUGUCCUGAUGCUUCCAAGUACGUAUUUUGGGAUUCUAUACAUCCAACUGAAACCACAUACUACUACAUUUUUCAAGCCAUGCGUCCUACUAUUGAUUUCUUAAUAAGGGAUCCCUAAAUAUUUUAAUUAUGGUUUUUGUUUUUUUCAAAUUAUAAGGAAGAUAUAAGGUAAAAUUGAGGAUAUGUCUCAAUUUGUAUAAUGCAAUUACAUAAAUGUUGUUCUAUAUUACGGUAACAUCACAAAUUUACAUCUUGUAAUAUGAUUUAUAUUAUCCCUUGAGAAAUCCUAAAAUAUCUAGUAA
This is a messenger RNA of Jatropha curcas, 1328 nucleotides long. Its product is annotated as GDSL-like Lipase/Acylhydrolase superfamily protein. Gene Ontology annotation, molecular function: hydrolase activity, acting on ester bonds. The record is from RefSeq and is a predicted model, not a curated record. NCBI's taxonomy places the organism in Eukaryota, Viridiplantae, Streptophyta, Magnoliopsida, Malpighiales, Euphorbiaceae.